AUGCAGCAUGGAAGUUCUGCUACCUCCGUGUCCUCCAACAUGGCGGCUCCUUCACCCGGUAGAUGUGGGUUCUUCGUGGAGAAAAAGAACCGUUUCUGUAAAAUGAUCGUCGGGAGAGGAAAAACGUUUUGUGGAGAACAUGCGACCAUGGAGGAGGGAAGCAGAAGUGGCAGCAGGAGGAUCAUCUGUCCUCUGGACCCCAAACACACUGUGAGUGAAGACAAACUGGACAAACACCUGAGGAAAUGUAACUCCAGAGAGAGAGACAAGCCUGUUUAUUAUGUGGAGAACAUAAAUGCUGGAUCAGCUGAUGGAGACAAGACUGUGCAGCAGGUGAGUCUGUGUGAGCGCAGCAGGACAGAGUUGGAGUCUCUGUUGGACAAACUGAGGACAGCGGUCAGAGGACUGCAGUGUGACCCGGAGGACAGCAUUCUGUCCCACCCUGUCCUCCAGGAGGAACUCAGCAACCCGAAAAACGGAGACUCCGCCCACAAACACCUGAAACAGCAGUCCUCUAUCUUAGGUCAUCUGGAGGAGCUGGGACUGUUGGCAGGGGGACGGUGCUUUGUGGAGUUCGGAGCGGGUCGAGGGAAACUGUCUCACUGGAUCCACGAAGCCCUGAAGACCCGCGACCACCUGAAGAUCUGUGAAGACCUGCAGUUGCUGCUGGUGGAGCGCUGCAGCACCCGCUUCAAGGUGGAUGGGAAACAUCAGGAGGGUGGAGUUCAGUUUGAGAGGCUGCAGGUCGACAUUCAACAUCUGGAUUUAAGUAAAGUCCCUCUGCUCAGACAGAAGAAGCUCCCGAUAGUCGGAGUCGGGAAACACCUGUGUGGAGCAGCUACAGAUCUGGCUCUGCGCUGUUUGUUGGAAACACCAGGACUGGACCGGGAGACUGAACCACCGGCAAAACGCCUCAAAACCUCAGAACUGGCUGCUGACCCUGGUCCAGACUCUGGCUCUCUCUCUGAUGAUCCAGGACCUCAACCAGGACCAGCCUCUGACCUUGUUCCUGGCUCUGGUGCUGUCCUCGGCCUGGCGGUGGCGCUGUGCUGUCACCAUCGCUGUGAGUGGCGUCACUACGUGGGUCAGCAGUUCUUCCUGCAGCGAGGACUCGGAGCUGCAGAGUUCUCAGCUUUCUGUCGAAUGUCCAGCUGGGCCACAUGUGGACUCAGACCAACCAAUCAGAACCAUCCAUCUCAGGAUCCAACCAAUCAGGGAAGAGACGAUGAAGUGCACGAAGCAGCAGAGGAGACGGACGCUGUGAACGGGUUUCUGGCGGCAGGUGAGCGGGAGCAUGUGGGUCGUCUCUGUAAACUUCUGAUCGACAGCGGCAGACUCCACUUCCUGUGGGCAAAAGGAUUCAAGAGCAAACUGACUCGAUACGUCGAUGCUCAGACGACUCUGGAGAACAUGUUACUGACCGCCGUGCCCUCCUCCUCCUCCUCCUCCUCCUCCUCCUGAUCAGUUAUUACUCAUCUGCACAACCAGAAAAACUGAACUGAUGAUGAGCUGCAGCUCGACUCAAAGAAACGAGUUUGUGUUUGUAAAAAAAAAGUAUUUUAUUGUGAAAAUCAU
Messenger RNA from Seriola dumerili (greater amberjack), 1575 nucleotides. It is a transcript of the gene trmt13, whose product is annotated as tRNA methyltransferase 13 homolog. The transcript has 11 exons. Lineage: Eukaryota; Metazoa; Chordata; Actinopteri; Carangiformes; Carangidae. Bases 1 to 1461 code for a protein of 486 amino acids. The record is from RefSeq and is a predicted model, not a curated record. Gene Ontology annotation, biological process: tRNA methylation.